UGUCGCUGAAGAAGGUAUCUACAAUAUUCCACAUACCACAUAUGGCUUUAAAUAACACUUUAUGUCAUGUUACAGGGUAAAAAUAAUAUUAGCUAAAGAAAUAGUUGAGAACUUAAUUACGUGGCCCUAGGUUUCAACUUAUGAUUUGUGAACGCAAGGUGUCAUGGAAGUUUAGUGUCCCAAGAGAGAAACCAGGGAGGACGAUCGAGACGUUAUUAUAUUGCAACCCUGGCAUGAAGUAGCUGGUCAUUGUUUGACGGUCAGUUCCAACUAACCAUGGAGACGGUGGAGAAGACCAGUACAGAUGCCAACAGCAGGGAGGGUGAAGACAAACAGCCUGACCAGUCAGCUGGACGACCACUGACCACACCACCAUGCAAGGAGAGUACAGAGUCCGACAGUCACACCAAAGAAAAAGAUGAACUUGUUAAAACCGAAACUGUUGGCAUGGAACCAAAGGUUACUUAUAGUAACAUGACUGCUUGCAGUCUUUUGGACCCCGAGUCCUUGGAAGAGUUCAUUUUGCAGCCGGCGCCAGGAACUGGCCGCACUAAAACUCCCGACUCAAGUCGGCCUAAGAGCAGCAGUAGUGGAGAGAUUAUGUUUGAGGCAAAGCGAAGACGGCGGAAAGUUGCAUCGGGACCAAAUGCUCAUACAGUGACAUUUACUGUUAAUAUUGCCAUGGCGAUACCAACAGUAAAAGACAAGUCUGGACGAUCUCAUCGACAGGGGACGCCUGUCCAACCUCGGGUGGAGGAUGAUUGUCAGCCUGACAUCAAGGAGAUGCUGAAGAAGAAGAAGCGAGUGUUUGAGGCGCCACGGGCCCAGAACUACUACCACAUAGAGUACUACCUGCUUCCAGAUGAAGAGGAACUCACCAAAACCGAUAUCGUCACGUACGGCAUGGCAGCCAAGAUCUACAUGGAGAGACAUGACCCUAGGGUCAUCAAGACGUGGCAUGAUGGAGACGUCACGUGGGUGGCCUGGGCCAACACACACAUUGUGACAGUGACAACGGAUGUGCUUCUCAAGAUGUUUAACCACAAGCUUGAACUCCGUGUAUGGGACACAAAGGAUAAAGUCUCCACCAGAGCUAGAUUUGAUCGGCCGAAGGCUUUCCGACUCCCACAAGCAAAAGCAGGCAAACAACCACCCUGUGGCGAGGACCUUGAUGAGAUCGGUGGGGUGAAGGCUAGCGUGUUGAAGCAGAGCGGCAGUUUCGCAUGCCUGCAGCCCAAGAAAGGGGGUGCAGUCCGUCCACUGCCGGUCACCAUCACCUUCCCAAAGUUAGACAGAGGAGCCAAGAGGAAAGGCCGCUUCAGAGGUGGGGACUCGGAUGACUUUGAUGAUGACAAGAUGAUGUCCGACACAGGUCAACGUGACCUUGACAACAAAGGGGAAUCCCCGCGCUGCCCGCCUCAGCCUGAAGAGGCUGCCCCCAACCCCAGCCCAAACACCCUUAUAGCCGUAGCUAACCGGGACCACGGAGGACAGGACGUCAGGACAUUCAGUCGGCUGGGCAAGCUGGCCGGAGCGGAGAGUCCCACCCAGUCCCCCAACAAGGAGCUCCGGAUCAGUCAGCAGAGUGCGGAGAAGCUUCCUACGGGGAAGUCCAGGAGUCCGACCCAUUCCUCCAAGUCCAAGAAGAACCAAGGACAACACAGCCCACAGGCGAGGGCACAGUCCGCCCCCCGUUGUGGAGAGAUGGACGGCAAGUCUACAGGGAGCCCCCAACAUCCCAGGGAUCGGGAGAGCACCGUGAAGAAACGCAGCAAGAAAGCCGAAGCUGCUGUUGCAGAAGCUGCGGAGAACAUCAAGAAGUUCGGCAUCUGUGUCGUCCCAAUCAGGAUGUCGCUGUUGUUUGCAGGCAUGAAGAGUUUGACUGGGCGGCUGCAGAAAGCUGUACCUGGCAUAGAGGAUGUGUUCAUCUCGGUGGCACUGGACAGUGCACUCAUGACUGACAAGCAGAAGGCAGACCUCAACCCCAUGAUCAUCAAGAUCCAGUCUGCCACAAACCUUCCAGAAACACCCAUGUCCUACCAGGAACUGCAGACAAGAUGCAAGCCAGUGUACUGUAAAUACCAGUUCUUCAAACAGCCCGUUCACGUCACCUUGGGAAAAGAACAUGCUCGCAACAUCUACUGGGACGACAUCAGCGUAGCCCUGCUAGGCACCAUGGAGCAGUCCGAGCUAAGGGAGUACCUGAACGGUCCGGCGCUGGAGAUCCAGGUGCAUGAUCGUGACCGAAAGGAGGAGAAUGUCAAGUUGAAGCCCACAUUGUUCGGGGAUGACCUUGAAGAUGAAAAGAUCAGCAGUGUUGGCACAGUCACCAGUCGCAGAACUCUGCACAACCCAUUCCAGGGCCGCAACAAGCCCUGGGACCCAUCUGGCUUGGCCCAGGUGGACCUGUCCGAACUCCUGCUGGGCCACCGCUACCUGCACCUGAAGCUGCCCAUCCAGAACGCAGCCAUUCCGGACAUGCUGGGCAGUGAGACGAGGCCAGACGGGCGGGUCAUCGGCAUCGCUGGAGCUGUGGACGGGCCAGUUGACCGCCCACUGUCCACGGGUCACUACCAGAAUGCCAGCGCCACUUUGAAAGUGAAGAUUGAACUUGCUUUUCCCCUCACAACACCAUCUCGUGUCUCUGCCAAAGAACCCUUACUCAGCACUAAUGAGUGUCCAUUUGGCCGCAUUGUUUUCCUGUUUGACUACAAGAAUGUGAUGAUGCUGCACAAGCUCCAGAGCCUCAUCACCAGCAUCAACGCCCAUGCCCUGGAGCUGGACGACAUGCCGCAACACGUCAUCAACGCCGCGCUCUCCACCUACAAGCUCUCAGCAGAGCAGCAGGAGAGCCGUGAGCUGGACAUCAUCACCGGCUUCCAGGUGCUGGACGGGAACAUGCAUCUUUUUGUGUUGGAGGGACUCCGGGACAAGGCCGUGCAUGUACUGUGGGAGGCCCUGCCCCAGCCACACGACUCAGAUGUGACAGUGCUGUUCAACUCGGACAUGUUGUUCAGCAGCCGCCUGUAUGGCCCCCUGGACGUUGACCUGUGUCGUGUGAAGCUCCAUGAGCCGCUCUCCAUCAUCACCCAGCAGUCCUUGCUGUACGUCAGGGACAUGGUCCCUAAACCAUGCUUCCAGGCCCUGGUCAAACUAGAGCAGCUGUGCAGACUGAAGAAGUUCCGCGAUGCCAUCAGAAACAGCUUGUUCCCCACGGCCGACAUGGUCAUCUCCAUGAGCAGGGAGUUUGGUGUGCCAUUCACGUCCGAGGACUUCCAAGAGCUGCAGCCAGAGGUUGAGAAGGAGGCUGUUACCAUAGAGGAGAGGCCGUCUGCACCCCGCCCCUUCACCAGUCGGGAAUGGACCCCCAUCGACAACUUCAACCUGGAGUACGUGGCAGGUAUCGCUGACAGGGAUGGCCAGAGACAGCACCACAACUACCUCAAGGAGAACAUGGACGAUGUGCAGGAGCAGAGCAUCAAGAACAAGCUGGAGCGUGACCGGAACAGGCCUCAGACCAUCAAGGCCGACGUCACCACGGCCCACAACUACAGCUCUCAGACUCUCAACUCCACAGAGCUCGGUCGGGAGAAGCUACGCAAGAGUCUGGCCUCGAACCCGGACACCAGACACACCUACUGCCAGGACUACCACCACUCCAUGACUGUCGUCCCCGUCAACACCGAGGCUCUCCAGAAGGAGGCUGAAGAUAAGGCCAAGGCUCAGUGGAGGACCGAGUCCGGCUUCGUGUACCCAGGGAUGAAGAGCAUGCAGGAUAGCAACAUUCACCCUAAACGCCCUGACGAGGCUCGGUCUCAGGAACUUCAUGGGCCCUGGCGGGAGAAUCUGCUUCAUGUCAACAUCCUACAACCUCCGUUAUCUCGAGAUAACUAUCCAUGGGACUACAGGCGAGUCGACCUUGAACUCUACCGCCGUCCACCACCACGUUUUGGUAACGAGCCAGUCACCAUUCAUCUUGCCGGAGAGAAGCUUCGUCAGGAGAAACUGGCAGCUAAGAACCAGGAUCUUUCUUCAUGGAGAUCCAAGAUCGUUGUGGAUGACAUACGUCACUAUGCACAUAGAUGCCUGCCAGAAACAGAGAUGAAAGGUCUUGGGUUCUACUCCAGUAACCAGGUGGACAGACUCCGAGGUCUUCUCAAAGAUUCCCCAGCCAAGUUUACUCUGAGGCGUCCUGGCCUCGCCUUGAAUGAGAUCCCACCUCUCAGCGUUGUGCUCAACCCGAGCGUGGACACAGAUGCUCGGGCGGCAGGGCUUCCCAUCUACCCAGCAGUCAGAGGGGAAGGGAUGGAGAGUACCAGGGGAUUCAAACCCGGACCGUUCGAGGGAAGACGAUGGCAGCUUGAGAAGAAUAAGAUUCCUGUGUUUGACUAUGAGCAUCAGAGGAUUGCCAGACUCAAGGGCCAGGAUUUCAAUGUCUACCACACAAACAGGAACAAUCUGUGGAAGAGGGAAAUCAAUCCUCUCUCAGCAGAUGACAGAGACAACCAUCUCUUCCGCAUUCCAGACGACCCAGACGUCUGGGGGCCAGUAGACAACACAGGAUUUGACCUUCAAAGGUCAUACACUCAGCCAAUCAUCAGCCACACUGCAGGGAUGACCUUGAGCUCCCAGUCACCUGAUCUCAUCCACCAUACAAAGGUCAAGAAACAAAUGGAAGUCAUUGCCAGUUGAGGAUUUUAAACUCAGUUAGCGAUAUAUAUCUCUAUAUAUUUUAUAUGUGUUUUUAGAUUUUGACUGCUGCAAAUGAGAUUUUGUACUUAUGAAGUGCUUUAAAUUUUACUCCAAAGAUUUGCUGUAAUUGUUCAAUGUAGUUUUAGUUUUUUUGCUCAAUUUCUGUACAUUUGUAUGGACGUUGAAGUAUUUACUGCGACAAGUGUACUUAAAAGCUGUUUUGAUCAAUCCUGAAGUUGAGUGUGAUCUUGUGCAAUGUGCAGAGCAUUUCUGUGAUUAUCUUAGUGUGAUAUUUGAUCAAUCUGUUCUGAUCUUAUGUGAUACCUGACGAAAGUAAAUAGAAAAAUGCAAUAUUCUAUUUCUUCCUGGCCUGCUGCCAUUUUUUAUGCCAAUAAUUGUUUCAUUAAACCAUUUAACAAAAUCCAGCUAUGUCGAUUUAUCAAAGUAAUUUUAUUGUUCACUGAAAUUCAAGUACAAUUUAUUGUUAGUUUGAGAAGUCAUUUCUGAUCAGAACUCAAAUUUUUUUAACUUCAAAUUCACUUAAUGUUUUACCUAACUAAACAAAUUAGUUAUCUUUGAAUCAUGGACAAUUUUAUUAUAACUAAUGUUAACAUAAUCAUUGUAUUUAACAAUUUGUUUUCUUCAAGCGGCACAUAAUGUUUGUUGUUUGAAGUCAUGUAUAUACUGCUGGACUGUCCUAAUAUGCAGAGUGAUAUUUAUUGUGAUCUCAAAGAGUAUAUUUUUUGGAUUGUGUACAUUGUGUAUAUAACUACCCUGAGAUAGGGUCUCCACCCUUGAUACCAAAUCUGUGGUACCAUACUGCUGAAGUGUAUAGUAUUGUGUCAUGUAGACUGUGUUGUAAAUACCAAUACUUAUACCACUCAGUGAUUGCUAAGGAUAUGGCAGCUAGAACCAACUUUACUUUGAUAAUCUGGGUGGUGGGGUAGCCGAGUGGUUAAAGUGUUUGCUCGUCACGCCGAAGAUCCGGUUUGAAUCCCCACAUGGUACAAUGUGUGAAGCCGUUUUGUGGUGCCCCUGCCGAUAUGUGGCUGGAAUAUUACUAAAAGCGGCAUUAAACCAUACUCACUCACUCACUCACUCAUUCACUCACUCACUCACUCACUCACUCACUCACUCACUCACUCACUCACUCACUCACUCACUUUGUGAUAAACACCUACAAAAUGAGUGAGUUAAAAUUAUAAUAUUGCAUCAACAGUGGUUCAACCAUGAACUGACGACAGUGAAUUAGUCACGUACAUGGAAUGUGUCAGACUUCAUUUUAAUGUUGAGGUGGCUCCAAUGGUUUUUUUCUAAUCAAGGGAGCCCUUCUUUCUCUCACAUUCAACAUUAGGGUCACGAAACGGCCACCUUGCGUUAUUGUUCACUGCUUGGAGAAUGGGGUACAAACACGCACCUGAUGAGAGAUUAUGUUCCUGCAUGACACCCUUCCUCAAGCAAUUUAGUGCACUUUAUUACAUGCAUAUCCUUAUCAAUGUUUGAGUGGUAUGUGAUAUGUACUCCUAUAUAGUUAGUUUGUAUGUAUAGAGUCUUAAACGUGGUGUAUCUGUAUGCUAGAACCUUGCUGUUACCACAACCGUACAGCCCCAACUCCACUGUGUAUGUUUUGAAUUUUGCACAAGUAACUGGACUUUCGUUGCAUAUAUAAACAAGCUGGUGAAGCCGACUAACAUCCUUAUUUGUAACAGAUGUUAAGUUAAGUAUGCGUUAACUGACGCAACAAAAUACUGCAUAAUCAGAUAAACUAUACAGCCUGAAAAUUCAAAUAAGUCAAUAAAUAACCAGGAAUAAAUACAACACAAAUGUAAUGCAUGGAAAUUUUAUGCGGCACAUUUGUAAAACAUGCGAAUCCUCAAUUUCUUGUUUCAAUGACCAUGCUGCAUUUGUACUGGCCCAUAUAUUUGUACUGCACAUGCAUUUUGUGUGAUAUGAUCGUUGUAGCCACGACAGCCAUAAUGCACAUGCUAUGAAUUAAUGCAGAGCUUACAAUUUGUAAUACAGAAAGUAGGUCAGUAAGCUGUCAGUUUAUUACAGAUAAUCUACAGUUACAGCUAAUACAAUGGCUGUAUUUUGUAUAAUAGUCUCUAACACAGGAUAAAGCACGUCCGAGGGUUUUUAUGAUAUUUAAACGCUUUUCCAUGGUAUAAAAGCAAUCAGUUUUGUUCCAAAGAUAAGGGUUUAAAUGUCAUAAAACCCCGAGACGAAGUGUUUUAUGUAACUUACAAAUCAAAAAAGAACAUUAAAACAACAUUUAUCAACAUUUUUAUGUUUCAAACAUAUUUUCCAGGAACCUUAGGAAACAGGCGUAAAUAUCUGUUGCUGGCGUACGGUACUUCAAAAAGACGUUCUUAAAACCAUUUAUCAGCGCCUCUGUAGACUUGUGGCACACUGACUGGGGUACAGAUACAAAGGUUGCGUGUUCCAUCCACGGGAAUAUAAAGAAAAAAUUUAAAGAAAAUCUAAACGGAAGUUAUAUCAAUAAAAUCCCUGAGACAUUGUUUAAAAUCCUCGGGAUAUUAUAUGAAAUCCUGAGGAUAUUAUAGAAUCCCUCUUUAUGAGAUAAACCCACUGGAGAACAAUAGGAUGACGCCACUGGAGGUUUAAAGGUCCGGGGGUUGUAUGGUUGUGCCGACAGCGGCCUGCAUCAGAUCAGGGCCCACUUGCACAAAGAGAUCUUAGCGCUAAGAUGAUCGUAACUCCAAUACUUUAACAUAGGCUUACAAUAGUCUUAGCGCUAAGAUCGCUUUGUGCAAGUGGACCCAGGACAUUACUCCAGUCUUUGUAUAUUUGUUUAUCUGUCUCACUAUUGUAUAUACACAGCGUAACUCACAACACCUGAGGCCCUGCUGUUGUGAUACAAACAAUAUAGCUGUUCUAUACAGUAAAUGAAGUAAUAUUAUGUGUAUAUUCUGACAGUAGUGAAAGACAUGGGACUGAAUUCACUGACACUCACAUUCUAUUUGGUUUUUUUCUCAUUUCUGUAGUUCCUUGCAGGUUCAUUUCAUGAUCAUGUUUAAUAUCAACCUAUUUAUGCUUGAGUGUAAUAGAUUUUUGUGAGCUUGAUAACAGUUGCUGAUAAGAAAAAAUAAAUGGUAUGGAAUUUUAACUUACUUACAUCAGGAACCCAUUCCUCACAGCGAUCAUGAGUGCUGUAAGUCUGUGUUAAAGUGUCAGAGUUAAGAUCGUCUUAACGCUACAAUCGCUUUGCGGAACAUGGCCCAUGACGUUAGAAUGAGUUAAAAUACAGUGGGGUACCGAAACUCAUUUCAGUCACAAUUCCUUAUGUCAAUUCAUGUUCGAAAAACUGCCAAAUUUUAGUAAUCGUGACUUGUCCAAUAGAUACUUCCUUGCGGUUCAUGAAUUGUGGGGGGGCACGGGUGGCCCAGUCGUCUAAGGCGCCGCGAUUCGCUGUGCAGAGUUGCGUCCCUUGGGCACACCAGAAACCUAUGAUUGUGGGUUCGAAUCCCGGUUCGCCCCG
This is a messenger RNA of Haliotis rufescens (red abalone), 8191 nucleotides long. RefSeq lists its product as uncharacterized. Bases 277 to 4692 code for a protein of 1471 amino acids. The transcript is spliced from 24 exons. The record is from RefSeq and is a predicted model, not a curated record. NCBI's taxonomy places the organism in Eukaryota, Metazoa, Mollusca, Gastropoda, Lepetellida, Haliotidae.